Messenger RNA from Venustampulla echinocandica, 807 nucleotides. RefSeq lists its product as uncharacterized. The record is from RefSeq and is a predicted model, not a curated record. The coding region runs from base 1 to 807 and encodes 268 amino acids. NCBI's taxonomy places the organism in Eukaryota, Fungi, Ascomycota, Leotiomycetes, Helotiales, Pleuroascaceae. The transcript has a single exon.
AUGGCUUAUCCUUCGAAAAUAGUUUUAGAAGCAUUCGGACUUAAAGACGGCCUGAAACCUCUGCCAGGUGGUCAAGGCGAGAGCUUCCAUUCCGGAAAUGCCGUUUUGAAGCCAGCCCAUGACCCUAUCGAAGCUGAAUGGUCUGCCCAGGUCUUUUCGGCUUUGGCAUCUUCCAGCCAUCGUGAUUUCCAUGUUCCAACUCCCAUCCUGGCUUCAAAUUCGCAAUUCGUUUUCCAGGGUUGGGCAGCAUCUGAAUUUGUCGCUGGUAGGGCUGGUCCAGGCGGAAAAUGGGUAGAGCUCAUGGGAACUUCUCGUUUUUUUCAUGCAGCCCUGCAGGGUAUCCCGAAUCCCGACUUCCUAAGCCAUCGUUCGCAUCCCUGGGCAGUAGCAGAUCAAGUCGCAUGGGGCGAAGCUAGCGUUGACGUCGUUCCCGAACUGCAGUGUGUCUAUCAAGAGCUGCUUAAACUACGUAAAAAUGUGAAGAUGACCUCUCAGAUUGUCCACGGAGACUUAACAGGCAACAUGCUAUUCCGUGAUGAUGGGACACCUCCAACGGUCAUUGACUUCUCACCAUUCUGGCGGCCAGUAGAAUACGCGGAAGCUAUUGUCAUUGUGGACGGGAUCCUAGACCACGACCAAGGGCGAGAUCUUGUCAAACUAGGCGGUACGAGCUUCGAGUGCCUACAGAUGCUUGUGAGGGCCCUCAUAUUCAGGCUGGUUGCUCGAAGCAGGCUUGUUGCGGUGAUGGGCGAAGUUACAAAAGAGUACGCCGGGGCUUUUGAGAGAGCUGUGUUGUUCAUUUCCUGA